AUGAAAAAUUCAUUUGAUGAAACAUUAAAAGAUAUUGAAGAUCAAAACCAAAGGAAAUUACAUAAAGUUCUUGAUCUAGAAACAAGGUUUGUUCAAGUUCAGAUGCCUUUUAAUCCAUUUGAACUAAUUUCAUUACUUGAUUCUUUUUGUGAGCUUGAUCAAGACGAAAACAAUCGAAAUAGAAAUCAAUUUAUCGAUAUGUGUUAUAAAAUUAACAAGAAAUUAAACCAAUACCAACAGAAUUCUCAGUUAUUUCAUAUUCUACAAGAUCACAACAACUAUUCAGAUAUUUUAUACAAAUAUUUUCAAUUGUUUAAUGAUGAAGAUUUGUUGAUAGGCAUUUGUACAGCAUAUAGUUAUAUUUCAACAAAUGAUGAUUUAAAUUUACUUCAAGUUUACUUCCAUCCAGACAUUGUUGACUUAUUACUUCAGAGAAUUCUUGAUACCGAUAAUAUUUUUACAGAAUCAGCCAAAAACACAGAAAUGCAAAAUAUAUUCCUUACUAGUUCAAAAAAGGUACAAAUCCAAUCAAGAUUAUUACUCACUCUUUACAACUUAUGCUAUUCCAAGCUUUUUCCUAUUGAAACUAUUUUUGAAAUUAAUAACGAAAUUUUACACUUUUCUAUGCAGUGUAGCAGCUCCAUCCAACAGUUUGUUUAUCAUGUAUUGGUUGGAACAAGUGUUUAUGUUGCUCUUUUUGAUGAAGAAAAUGGUUCUUUACAUAUGGAUUUUUACAAAAACAUGCAAAUCAGUAUUUACAACAUUUUGGAGCUCGAUGACAUCAGAUUUCACUUGGAAAUAUACCAGGUGUAUAUAAUAUUGAUACAAGCUAUGAAAUCCAAGAAAAUUGAUGCAAAUAUGAGUAGUUUUAUAGAAAAAAUGAUAGCAUUGAUUGAAAACCUCCCGGAUCCAUCAAGUGACUACUACAGUCUAAUAAGAUAUGAUUUUAUUCAGUAUUAUAUGGAAUUAUUAACUGAAUUUUACAAAUUAGAAGAUGGAAUGGGAUUUAUCAAUAAUAGUUUGGACUGGGACUUGCUAUGGCAGAAGAUGUAUGGUUAUGAUCAAGAAUGCAACAAAAUGUUCUUUAAUAAAAUUACAGAUCUUGUUCUUAUAGAUACAAGCCAAAUUCAGUACUUCAAUAUCUUUGAAAAGCUUUUAUCUGUGUAUGAUGAUAUGGAUACUGACAGUAAAUGUAAGAUUUUGUCGAUUUUUGCGGUUUCAUUUUUCGAAUUGAACCCUUAUCAGAUAGAUAUGCUUCUUUCAACUGAAUUUUUAUCAUCAGCAGAGAUGUUAGCAACAAAUGAUCCUAUCAGUUCUUUUAAUUAUUUGACUAUUUUCGAUCAACUUUUUGAGAGAGUAAUGGCAAGCGAUGAACUUAAGUUUAAAUACGGAGAACAGUUCUAUGAUCUCUCUACAAUUGAAGAAAUCGAAAAUAUUGCUGCUAUUGACAAAAAUUAUGAGAAAUCAGCUGUUCUAUGUGAAACAAUACUUGAAAAGGCCAAGAUUGAUGAUGACUGA
Messenger RNA from Trichomonas vaginalis G3, 1518 nucleotides. RefSeq lists its product as uncharacterized. Bases 1 to 1518 code for a protein of 505 amino acids. The transcript has a single exon. The record is from RefSeq and is a predicted model, not a curated record. NCBI's taxonomy places the organism in Eukaryota, Parabasalia, Trichomonadida, Trichomonadidae.